Molecule: messenger RNA, 399 nt
Organism: Cylindrotheca closterium
Lineage: Eukaryota; Bacillariophyta; Bacillariophyceae; Bacillariales; Bacillariaceae
Source: the annotation of a GenBank genome assembly
AUGACGAUGCUCGUGGAUUCACUGUCGAAGAUCGAGGCCAACAAAUGGACGGCAUUUCCUGGUGGAGCUUCCGCCAAUGUGGCCACAGCCUGUUGCAAACUCGGUACAAAGGCAGCCUAUAUUGGAUGCCUCGGACAAGAUGAAGACGGAGGUCAAUUGGAAGCGCUGUUGAAAGAAACUGGAGUGGAUACCUCCUUAAUACAACGAGACGAAAGUAUGCCGACACGGCGAGUCAUGGUGACACAAGCAUCAUGUGCAAAAGUAUUUAAGACAGCCUCUCUGGAAACCUUUCGGCGUCUUCUUGAUUUUCGUGGCGCCGGUCACAAGCCCCUUCUGUCAGCGCCUCCAACCCCAAAGAUGUCUCUUCCGUUUCCUGUAAUUGCUCCCCAUGUUCUAUAA